Impatiens glandulifera is the source of this 2270-nucleotide messenger RNA. RefSeq names its product peroxisomal acyl-coenzyme A oxidase 1-like. NCBI's taxonomy places the organism in Eukaryota, Viridiplantae, Streptophyta, Magnoliopsida, Ericales, Balsaminaceae. The record is from RefSeq and is a predicted model, not a curated record. The transcript is spliced from 14 exons. Gene Ontology annotation, molecular function: fatty acid binding; FAD binding; acyl-CoA oxidase activity. Gene Ontology annotation, cellular component: peroxisome. The coding region runs from base 51 to 2048 and encodes 665 amino acids. Gene Ontology annotation, biological process: fatty acid beta-oxidation using acyl-CoA oxidase; lipid homeostasis; long-chain fatty acid metabolic process.
GGUUCUUACAUGCAAUUUGAUCUGCAGGAAAGGAGGGGAAUAUAAUAACAAUGGAGGGAAUUGACCACUUAGCUCAUGAGAGAAACACGGCUCAGUUUAAUGUCGACGACAUGAAGAUCGUCUGGGCAGGCUCUCGCCAUGCCUUCCAACUCACUGAUCGCAUAUCCAAGUUCGUUGCCAGAGAUCCUGCUUUCCGCAAGGACAAUAGAGCAUCUCUAGUCAGGAAGGAUUUGCUUAAAAAUACUCUAAGGAAAGCUGCUUAUGCGUGGAAACAGAUUACGGAGCUUCGUCUUACUGAAGAAGAGGCAUUAAGUUUGAGGUACUUUGUGGAUGAACCUGCUUAUGCCGAUCUUCAUUGGGGAAUGUUUAUACCAGCCAUUAAAGGACAGGGCACUGAUGAGCAACAAAAGAAAUGGUUACCUUUGGCAUACAAAAUGCAAAUCAUUGGCUGUUAUGCACAGACUGAGCUUGGCCAUGGUUCAAAUAUUCAAGGUCUUGAAACCACUGCAUCCUUCGAUUCCAAGACUGACGAGUUUGUUGUUCAUAGUCCCACUCUUACAUCAAGCAAAUGGUGGCCUGGUGGACUGGGAAAAGUAGCGACGCAUGCUGUGGUUUAUGCACGUCUUAUUACAGAUGGUCAGGACUAUGGAGUGAAUGGUUUUAUUGUCCAAAUACGAAGCUUGGAAGAUCAUACACCUCUCCCUGGAAUUACCGUUGGUGAUAUUGGAAUGAAAUUUGGAAAUGGGGGUUAUAAUUCCAUGGACAAUGGUGUUUUAGUGUUUGAUCAUGUGCGAAUUCCAAGAGAUCAGAUGUUGAUGAGGGUUUCACAGGUCACAAGGGAAGGGAAGUAUGUACAGUCUGAUGUUCCUAGACAGCUGGUGUAUGGAACAAUGGUAUUCAUUCGUCAGACGAUUGUAUUUGAUGCCUCUUCCGCUUUAUCCAGAGCAGUGUGCAUUGCUACAAGAUACAGUGCUGUUCGCAGACAAUUUGGUUCACAAAAUGGUGGGCCAGAGACACAGGUGAUUGAUUAUAAGACACAGCAAAGUAGGUUAUUUCCGUUACUUGCUUCAGCCUAUGCUUUCAGAUUUGUUUCGGAGUGGUUGAAGUGGCUGUACACGGAUGUAACCCAAAGAUUACAAGCCGGCGAUUACACUACGCUGCCUGAAGCUCAUGCAUGUACUGCUGGUUUGAAGUCAUUGACCACUACUGCUUCAGCUGAUGGUAUUGAAGAAUGCAGGAAGUUAUGUGGAGGUCAUGGCUAUCUUUGUAGCAGUGGUCUACCCGAAUUAUUUGCUAUAUAUGUGCCAGCCUGUACAUAUGAAGGAGACAACAUUGUUUUGCUUCUACAGGUUGCGAGGUUUCUCAUGAAAACUGUUUCACAACUUCCUUCGGGGAAGAAACCAGUGGGCACAACAAUAGCGUAUAUUGGAUGCAUAGAGAAGCAAUUGCAAUUUAAGUCUGAUGUUCAGAAAGCUGAGGAUUGGUUAAAGCCUAGUGCUGUGCUGGGAGUGUUUGAGGCUAGGUCUGCUAAAAUGUCUGUAGCUUGUGCUAAAAACUUGAUCAAGUUUUCGAAUCAAGAAGAAGGCUUUGCAGAACUCUCGGUUGAUUUAGUGGAGGCUGCAAUUGCUCAUUGCCAAGUGAUCACUGUUUCCAAAUUUAUUGAAAAGUUGGAAAGUGAAAUUGUCGGUGAUGGAGUUAAGCAACAGUUGGAGGCCCUCUGUUACAUCUACGCUCUCUCUCUUGUGCACAAUCAUAAAGGCGAUUUCCUUGCAACAGGAUGCCUCACUCCCAACCAAGCUGAUCUUGCUAAUGAACAGCUUAGAUCUUUAUACUCUCAGGUUCGUCCCAAUGCGGUUGCACUUGUGGAUGCAUUUAACUACACGGACCACUUUUUGGGAUCGAUUCUUGGGCGUUAUGAUGGUAAUGUGUAUCCGAAGUUGUAUGAGGAGGCGUGGAAAGAUCCUCUCAAUGACACCGUUGUACCCGAUGGCUACCAUGAAUAUAUUCGUCCCUUAUUGAAGCAACGUCUUCAAUUUGCCCGACUAUAGAAAGAAAAAGUUUAUUAAGUGUGUGUUUUUGGACCAUAGAGGCUUAAUUAAUAAUAAUAGACUGUUUCUAGCAACAAUAAAUUGUCUAAAUUAUUGAUGCUGAAUUGGGAAGAAUUGUUAUGGAUAUUGUUUUUAACGAUGAUAAAAGGUCUACAUUUUGUAUGUUUAUUCUUGUGAAUGGCUUAAGAUAGUUAAAAUAUUGGGUAGAGUUAUUAUUUUAUA